AUGCCGUCUCCUAUGAACGACCACAUAUUUCUAUUCGAAUUUAUGAACAAGAAAACGUCUCUCACAGCUCGGGAUAUUCACAUACGGCGUCUCUAUGAUGUUAUACAACUCUCCAUCCAUCGGGAUGAGUAUCUUAGAGCAAGGAGAGCGUUUGGCAUCCUCGCCCGAUGCAAGGAGAUCAAAUGGAAAGACCUAUGGAAGCUUGCUCUUUUAAUCCUCGCUGAUAGCGAGGAACUUACUACAUCUAAGGACGGAAGCUUCACGCGAUUAGAGUUCUUGCGCAUGAUGAUGUUGCAGCACCGAGAAGAUCGGGAAACCAUUUUCCAAGAACUGGUUCUACUAUUGGUUCUGACUGGAAGAUCUAAAGAAGCUCUGGACGAACUUCAAUUGUACCUUCCAUCCUUCCCAUACCAAGAUAAUCCUGUUCUGCAUGUGUAUGCAGGUCUUGUAUGCCUUGAUCUCGCUCAACCUCCACCUAUUAUCGAGCGAACAUCGAUUCAAGACAGGUCAAUUGGCCGAUCAUUUAACGAGAACCUUGUACGAGAAGCCCGCGGACAUUUCGAACGUGCUCUGGCACUAGAUCCCGACAACGUCGUCCCAUCAUCUUUCUUAGAAAAGCUCCCGCAGAUAACGCAACGGAUACACGACAGUGCUGUUGAAACUGAAACCGAGAAUGACUCAGAUGGCGGAAGAUCGAACACUGACGCCUUUGGAGGGGACCAACCGCGCAAACGCAUCCGGAGCUAAUGACGCUGGUAUAGAAGUAGCUCAAACAACCCUUCAUAAUUUCAGCGUUAGCUGAAUAAUGGCAUCUCCUCGUCUUCGUCAUCCUCCAGCACAGUCACAGGUAAAGUAACAGGCUGCGCCGUUGUGGCUUCCGGCUUUUGAUUGGAUCUAGUUUCUGUCAAUGUUGAACGAGAUAUAGCAUCGGGUACCUGUGAAGAGAAAUCGGAUUCGGAGCUGGAUGUCGGCAGUGUAGGCAAAGUGCUUGAUGGAACAGCUUUGGCAGCUGGUGUCGUCGAAGGCGUUUCAUUUUGCAACAUGGAAUAUGCUGGUUGUGUCGUCGACGUGAAAUCCAUAGACCGACUUUGACCGG
Messenger RNA from Heterobasidion irregulare TC 32-1, 1096 nucleotides. RefSeq lists its product as uncharacterized. Bases 1 to 747 code for a protein of 248 amino acids. Gene Ontology annotation, biological process: transcription initiation at RNA polymerase I promoter. The record is from RefSeq and is a predicted model, not a curated record. The transcript has 6 exons. Lineage: Eukaryota; Fungi; Basidiomycota; Agaricomycetes; Russulales; Bondarzewiaceae. Gene Ontology annotation, molecular function: RNA polymerase I general transcription initiation factor activity; RNA polymerase I core promoter sequence-specific DNA binding.